Messenger RNA from Guillardia theta CCMP2712, 705 nucleotides. RefSeq lists its product as hypothetical. Bases 1 to 705 code for a protein of 234 amino acids. NCBI's taxonomy places the organism in Eukaryota, Cryptophyceae, Pyrenomonadales, Geminigeraceae. The transcript has a single exon. The record is from RefSeq and is a predicted model, not a curated record.
AUGCUGCCUGCUGCCGGCUGCCUUGCCGUCCUCGUGCUGCUCUUCUUCCAUGGUGGUUGCGCCGCCGACUCUCUGGACGACCUCAUGCUCCGGCACAGGAUCGCAGUGCAAGGGCCGUUUGUCCUCACCGAUGGGAACUUGGUGGAGGUGGAGGGAGGGAGGAUGAAAAUUCUUCUCGCCGAAGGAGCAGCAGAUGUCGAGCUGAAGUUUGUGUUGCUGAGCGAGGACGUGGCGCUGGAGGAGGUGGAAGGGGAGGACGAGCAGGGAGGGAGUGGGCUCGUUGAGAUCAUGCUGGGAGAGAGGAGACUUGCUGCACUGAAGGUUGUCAAGGUGAAGAGAAAGGAGGCAGGACCCGUUAGGCUCACAGUCGAUGCGCAGGGAGAAGGGAGGGGUACCUUCUACCGUGUGCUCAGGAGCCGGAUCGGGGCAGCGGGAGACAACGGAGGGGAGAAGGGGAGGGAGGAGAAGGUCACGGUCAGGCUGGUGCAGGGGCCGCGAAGUGUCGAGCUGACUAGCGUCUUGCUCCUCUUGGAGCAGCGCCAAGAGGAGCAGUCGAUCUGUCCAGCAGGGGAGGACGAGGAGGGGGAGCAGGAGGUAGAAGUUCAUGCCCAGGGGGGAGAGACAGGACGGGACAGGACGCCGGCAGCCUGCAGUGCGUUGUGUGGAGACUUUUCGACGCUGAUCCGAGAGCAAGAGGCUAGUUGA